Molecule: messenger RNA, 642 nt
Organism: Clunio marinus
Lineage: Eukaryota; Metazoa; Arthropoda; Insecta; Diptera; Chironomidae
Source: the annotation of a GenBank genome assembly
UACAGCACUAUUGCAAACAUUCAUCAAUCACAUAAACAGCAACUAAUUGAUAGUCACAUACCAAGCACAAUUGAAUAUUCGGAAUAUAGUGAAGAUACAUCAGACACACAAUGUCCUAAUAAUAGUGAUCAUAAAAGAGAUUUAACAUCCAGAAAGAAUGUGAAAAGUAGGUCGUCGCUUGCUUUGAAAGUCAAUGACAAUAAUUGUCGCGCUCAUAAUGGCUUUUCAAGUCACAAUGGAAAUGUAUCAAACUCAACAUCACCAAAUCGCAAUGGUAAAGUUUGCUUAUGUGAACUUGAGUAUCGUGACAAACGGAUGCGAUCUGAGUCUAUCAAUGUAGAUAAUUGGGAUUACAUUUACAAGGAAAAAUCGUUCGGAACUAAUUUGAAAAUCCCAGAAGAAUGCCAAGCUACGCCAAAGUCACCGCAGAAUUGUGAUCAUGGAUAUUUAUCAGGUCUUGGUGCACAAAAGCUUGAUACAAUCUUUCGACAUUAUUAUCCUGAAUCGGGAUUUGGUUGGAUUAUUGUUGCCUGUGCGGUUUUCAUUGCAAUUGUAACACACGGUUUGCAAUUGUCUGCUGUGUUCUUUUUAAAACCUGUGCUGAAUCGAUUCAAAGUUACUGAAGUUGAGUGCCUUGUGAGA